AUGUUUUUACAAUCCGAGUUUAAGUCACUCACCUGGCUUUUCACAUUACUCUUCUUGAUCAUGUUGGUGUUGAAACUGGAUGAGAAGGCACCUUGGAACUGGUUCCUCAUAUUUAUUCCAGUCUGGAUAUUUGAUACUAUCCUUCUUGUCAUGCUGAUUGUGAAAAUGGCUGGGCGAUGUAAGUCUGGCUUUGACCCUCGACAUGGAUCGCACAAUAUUAAAAAAAAAGCCUGGUACCUCAUUGCAAUGUUACUUAAAUUAGCCUUCUGCCUUGCACUCUGUGCUAAACUGGAACAGUUUACUACCAUGAAUCUGUCCUAUGUCUUCAUUCCUUUAUGGGCCUUACUGGCUGGGGCUUUGAUAGAACUUGGAUAUAACGUCUUUUUUGUGAGAGACUGAC
This is a messenger RNA of Neogale vison (American mink), 400 nucleotides long. Its product is annotated as transmembrane protein 60-like. The coding region runs from base 1 to 399 and encodes 132 amino acids. NCBI's taxonomy places the organism in Eukaryota, Metazoa, Chordata, Mammalia, Carnivora, Mustelidae. The transcript has a single exon. The record is from RefSeq and is a predicted model, not a curated record.